This is a messenger RNA of Eruca vesicaria subsp. sativa (arugula), 2093 nucleotides long. The record is from the annotation of a GenBank genome assembly. NCBI's taxonomy places the organism in Eukaryota, Viridiplantae, Streptophyta, Magnoliopsida, Brassicales, Brassicaceae.
CUCUCCCAAACCGUUGUCACAAAAAAAAAAAAAAAAAAUUACUCUCCCAAACCUAUAAGUUUUUUGUUAUUAUGACUCCCAAACCUAUUACGACUUUCUUAAAAUAAAACCCUCGAUGUGUUGCAGUGAGUUGCACUAUUAAAACUCGACGGUCACAUUACUUACCUCACAAGAUUCUCUCUCUUUUUUUUUUUUCUCAUCUUCUUUUGUCCUCUUUCUCUUUCCUAAACUCCUUUCGAAUCUUCUCCUCGAUUCUCUCCAUCUUCUCUUCUUUUGGUUUCUCCGUCGUGUGAAGAGAGUCGCCGAUGAGGAACUCACCUUCCAAGAACGAGUCGGCAGCAGGUGGGCAUUCUCGUAACUUCACCAACACCAUCUGGUCUCCCUUUGUCAAGUCCUCCGGUUUCGGAACAUCUCCCAACAGAUCCUACGCCCUCCUCUCCUUACUCACUCUCCUCAUCGUCGGCGCGUUCAUCUCCACGCGCAUCCUCCUUGACCCCACCGUUCUACUAGAGAAAGAGGCCGCCACGACAAAAACUAAAACACAAACGAUAUUCCCAAAAUACCCUCCACAAGCUUCAGUAACUACACAAAGCCCUAAACCCGAGUUCACACUACACUGCUCCUCCGCCAACGACACCAACGUAACGUGUCCAAGAAACAACUACCCGGCCACGACCAUCUUCCGAGAAGAUGCUCCGAGCGCCACGUGUCCGGAUUACUUCCGCUGGAUCCACGAGGAUCUCCGUCCCUGGGCGAAGACGGGGAUCACGAGGGAGGCGUUGGAGAGGGCUAAGAAGACGGCGAAUUUCCGGUUAGUGAUCGUCGGCGGGAGAGUUUACGUGGAGAAGUUUCAGGAUGCGUUUCAGACGAGAGAUGUGUUCACUAUCUGGGGGUUCUUGCAGCUUUUAAGGAAGUACCCUGGGAAGAUUCCUGAUCUUGAGCUCAUGUUUGACUGCGUUGACUGGCCGGUUGUUAAAGCUUUGGAUUUCUCCGGAGUGAACGCGCCGUCGCCUCCGCCGCUGUUUCGGUACUGUGGAAAUGAGGAGACGCUUGAUAUUGUGUUUCCUGAUUGGUCCUUUUGGGGAUGGUCGGAGGUGAAUAUAAAGCCAUGGGAGAGUCUGUUGAAGGAAUUAAGAGAAGGGAAUGAGAGGACGAGUUGGUUAAACAGAGAGCCUUAUGCUUAUUGGAAAGGGAAUCCAUCGGUGGCAGAGACAAGACAAGAUCUUAUGAAGUGUAAUGUCUCUGAGGAACACGAGUGGAACGCUCGUGUAUAUGCUCAGGAUUGGAUCCGAGAAUCAAAGGAAGGUUACAAGCAAUCAGACUUGGCGAGUCAAUGCCAUCACAGAUAUAAGAUAUACAUAGAAGGGUCUGCAUGGUCCGUUAGCGAGAAGUACAUUUUGGCGUGUGACUCUGUGACUCUGCUUGUGAAACCUCAUUACUAUGAUUUCUUCACUCGAGGCCUGCUUCCAGCUCACCAUUAUUGGCCCGUUAGGGAGCACGACAAGUGCCGCUCCAUCAAGUUUGCGGUUCAUUGGGGCAACUCUCACAUUCAAAAGGCGCAGGAUAUUGGAAAGACAGCGAGCGAGUUUGUUCAACAAGAACUCAAGAUGGACUACGUGUAUGAUUACAUGUACCACCUUCUAACCGGAUACUCGAAACUCCUCCAGUUUAAACCCGAGAUUCCCAAGAAUGCCAUAGAGAUAUGUUCGGAAACAAUGGCGUGUCCGAGGAGCGGGAACGAGCGUAAGUUUAUGACGGAGUCACUCGUGACGCAACCUGCAGAGACCGGUCCGUGUACCAUGCCACCUCCGUAUGAUCCGGCGUCAUUUUACGCCGUUGAAAAGAGGAAACAAAGUACAAGUACGAGAAUACUACAGUGGGAGAUGAAGUACUGGAGCAAGCAGAAUCAGACCGGCUCUUGAAUUUUUUAGCUUCAUUUCUGUUUUUGUUGUAUAGAGAAAUAAUACAUAUAUAAUCCAGUUUAUUGUUGUUACAGUGUACUACGUUUCAUUUUUGGUAAAAUGUUAAGCUGUGUACUACUACGUUACAUGUUUCGACUUUCGAGUUUAGGCUAUUUCACACGAGAUCAAAAC